This is a messenger RNA of Chara braunii, 1525 nucleotides long. Lineage: Eukaryota; Viridiplantae; Streptophyta; Charophyceae; Charales; Characeae. The record is from the annotation of a GenBank genome assembly.
GGCAGAGGAGUGCCCGAAUAAGAAAAACAACCCGUCGGCCUCCACCUAUGCCGAGGCAUUGAAGAAACCUGGGGCUGAUGGGGCUGGGUCAUCAGGGGGAGGCGGGACACAUCGCCCUACCCCUGUCCCGACCUCAACGCAGCCUGUGGUUUCUUCCUCGCCCCCGCUGUCGGUGUCAAUGUCAGUGCCGUAGCCUGUGGCUUCUUCUUCGCCCCCGCUGUCAGUACCAAUGUCAGUGCCGCUUUCGAUGCCGAUGUCCGUGGCCGUCUCAGCGUCGGUCCCGAUAUCGGUUGCCCAAGAAAUAUCUGUACCUAUGUCGGUGUCUGGGUCAUCUUCUGUCACUUCACCCCCGCCUUUGACCGUCGGACACCAAGGCGGCCAAUAUGCUGGCACUGCUUCGGCUGCUGUCCCAAUUGUCCCCUUCACCUCUGGGGAGUCGGGUUCAACAUCUGGAGUACCCCCCUCUGUUGAUGACCCAUUGCGACCGCCAGUCACACCGAUCCCUUUCGUUCAGACACCUCUGGGAAUGUCUGCCCCGGCCCUAGUCCAGGCAACACCGCUGGGGACUGUGCCGACACAGCCGGGCCCUGAGGUGUAUAUGCCGUUUCAGCACGCAUUGCCGACACCGGUAAAGAGGAAACUGUUGGCUGGAGGGCCAAAACCUGCAAAGCCUCACCCGUACACACCCUCCCAGAACAGAAAAAAGGAUUCAGAACGGGAUUACAUGAACAUGCAAUGGGGAGACGUGACAGAGGAGGAUGAGCCCAUUGACGUCUCGCAGCGACAGGAAAGACUGCAGCGGCCUGUUGCAGCAGGAAGUGAGUUGCCAUCCGCUCAGCUUCAACAGYCAGCACCCCACCCACUGGCCGACAYCRAAACAGGAACAGACAAAACARCUCUUACAGAUCCCAAGAGAGCCCAGACUUUCCCAGRCUCUCUCUUGCAAGCACUGCAGGAAGGUCGACCGUGUGUCGUCAUUCCGCUGGUCUUCAAAGCGGAAGACGGCAUACUUCAACUCAUGGGAGCGAUGACUCAUAAUGAAGUACUGACGAUCCCCCACUUUGAGCUUCAUGAAAACCCUCUCCCCGGGAUCGUCCAUCGGGAGGUCAACAAGUGGUUGGCCCCGGCCUACAAAACGAGGUCCUUUCCUGAUAUGGACUGGGUCCGCCUUACGCCAACUAACGACACAGGGAGGACAGAUAUUCUGUUUUUUCCAAUUAUCGACGCGAUUGUGAACCCGGCGGCGGGAGGCGAGGCCCCGCUUCCGGGGCUCCGCUGGAUCCCGCUAGAAUUGCUGAAGAACCCUGCAGGACAAAUGGCAGCUGGGACUAAGAUCUAUGACUGUUGGUCGGCUAGUCUAUUGGCACAGUUGGAGGAACACAUCCCAUGGCACAAGAGCAUCUUUUCUGCGCACUUUCUCCAGCUCAAGUGUCACCCGUGGGAAGAUAUACCAUCAUGCUAGACAAAAUACGAUUCGUCUCAUGGAAUGUUCGGGGUCUGGGAUCUCACAGAGUUGCCGCUAAGA